Messenger RNA from Camponotus floridanus (Florida carpenter ant), 1866 nucleotides. Its product is annotated as sialin. The transcript is spliced from 5 exons. The record is from RefSeq and is a predicted model, not a curated record. Gene Ontology annotation, molecular function: transmembrane transporter activity. Gene Ontology annotation, cellular component: plasma membrane. Bases 132 to 1775 code for a protein of 547 amino acids. Gene Ontology annotation, biological process: transmembrane transport; monoatomic anion transport. NCBI's taxonomy places the organism in Eukaryota, Metazoa, Arthropoda, Insecta, Hymenoptera, Formicidae.
ACAAAGCUAGACGAACAACAGUCAAAUGGUCAUGGCCCAUGUACGAGAAUUUCGAAAAUCAUUACAAGUAUCGCGAGUUAGUGAGAUUAUGUUCUAUUGAAUUUUGCCGAUUCUUGAAUUGGCACUAAAAUAUGAAGUUUCAAAAGCAUGAUCGACGACUCUACCAAUUAUUAUUACGAUGGAUGCCGAUGCGCAUAUGGAUAUGCGUGAUGAUGUUCACCGCUUGCUGGACCAGCUACGCGUGUCGCUUGCAAAUGCCAAUCUUGGUAGUGCCGAUGAUCAAGGAGCAACCGAUCAAUCACACGAUCAGCGGCGUGUGCGUGUUCGAUGAAUCCGCGCGACGACGACGCGAUAUCGUCAACAUUUUCGAUCCGGGCAGCUACCUGGAGGAAUACAUCUUGGAUCGCGUCGAGGAGGAGCGAGAUCAGAAACUGCACUCGCUGCAUCGUCGCCAGGCAACGACGAAUACGACGCGAACACCGGACACACGGUUUGAGUUGUUUAGCAAUCUACCGUUCGACUGGACCCCGACGAUUCGAGGUCAGCUGUUGGCCAGCUACAGCUACGGCAACGUGCCCGGCAAUCUCAUCGGCGGCUGGCUAGCGUUGAGAUAUGGACCGCGACACGCAAUCCUCUGGACAGCGAUCCUGUCAGCGGUCCUAUCGCUGGUGAGCCCGUUCCUAGCACAUUGUCACUGGGGAAUAUUAUUAUGCUCGCGAAUCAUCAUUGGUAUCACCACCGGUGUCACUUUCCCCGCGUGUCACACCAUGGUGGCUAAAUGGGCACCGCCACACGAGCGGGCGCGGUUCAUCUGGUCCUUGCUCGGUGGAACCUUCGGCACUAUCCUUACAUAUCCGAUGAUAGCCGCUAUUGCAGAGAACAUAAAUUGGGAAAGCGGCUGGUACAUACCGUCCCUGCUGAUGCUGGUAUGGAUCAUAAUGUGGGCAUUGGUCGCCUACGAUUCUCCCGCGGAACAUCCCGGCAUCACCGACGAGGAGAAGAAUUACAUCUUAACCGCGCAAGCGGGAAUAGUACGCCCCGAGAAGCCCAAGUGGAAGCAAACACCAAUACGACAGAUUAUGACAUCGCUACCGUUUAUCAGUUUGAUCAUAUGUCAUUUUGGAAAUCUCUUCCUGUUAUUCUUCUACCAAAACUCGCUGAUGUUGUACUUGACUAAAGCGUUGGGCUUCCAAUUAACCCAGGGCGGCGCCGCGGCCGGUGCUCCAUGGGGCGCUAGAAUGCUCUUCGGAUUCUUCUUCAGCUGGGCGGGUGACACUAUCAAAAGAAAGCAGGUCAUCAGCAUCACUCUUUUACGAAAACUGGCGACUAUAUUCUCGCAUUUUCUGCCGGGCAUCUUCCUGAUACUAGUCGGCUACGUUGGUUGUGACUUUGUACUUGCAAAUGUCUUUUUGUUCUUCGCGUUGGGCUUCAAUGGCGCUGCUCUUAUUUCGAAUCUGUCGAACAAUCAGGAUCUUGCGCCAAACUUUGCCGGCUUCCUUUACGGCAUCAUGAAUACAAUCGGUACUACUUCCGGCAUGAUUAUCCCACCGAUAGUCGAAGAAGUAGCUGGCAAAUACGGAAAUCCAAUCGAUAGAUGGCAAAUACUUUUUUGGAUCGGCGCUGCGGUAUGUAUAGGAAGUAUGAUUGUAUUCCUGUUUGGAGGUAGCGGUAACAUACAGAGCUGGAAUGAGCUUCGACCGAUUAAUAGACCGAAUCCUGAUGUAGAAGCUAGACAAAUUGAAUUGGAGCUUAGCAACAAUGUAGCACAAACCUAAUAUGCAAUCUUAAUAAAUCCAAAAUUUUCAUUUUAAUAACGACAUAUCGCGAAUGCGCAACAAAAAUAUUUAAUUAUAGACAAUAAUAUUU